UUAAGCUCACGUAUAGAACAACUCUGUCAUCAGUUCCUAGAUUCACCAUGGAGGCUAACAACAAACUGAUCCUCGUGUUACUCAUCUAUGUGCUUCCUCACAUCAUCUUUUCUUCGGCAACCUCCGCGUCAGCAAAAGAGUACGAUACGAAGGCAUACGUGGACUCGUGGUGCCGGACAACCUUAUACCCGAACCUGUGCGUCCGGUCGUUGUCUCGUUAUGUGCGUUCACGGGCUAUGCAAAAUCCUAGAGACCUGGCGCGAUUCGCCCUCAAAGCAAGCCUAUACCGAGCCAAGUACACAAAGGCGUUCUUGCUAAAAGAAGUGACGAAACUGGAGAGGGUGAGGCCCCAAUACUACGCGUUGGUUCACGACUGUUUGACUCAGAUGAGAGACAGCGUGAACCAGCUGAGCCUAGCAAUAGCGGAGCUGGACAGGGUGAACAGGAGAGGAGGAAAGAGCCAAGUAAAUCUGGAGUGGCACAUAAACAACCUGCAGACGUGGACAAGCACAGCUCUGACAGACGCGGAGACAUGCGUGAGUCAGUUCCCGGGGCGGAGGAUGAGCAAGUUGAAGGCUACGAUUAAAGGAAAAGUGAAGAACGUGGAGGAAACAACAAGCAAUGCCCUCGCCUUCAUCGAGCACUACGCUGCUGCUAGGUACAGAGCCAGACGCCCCUGAACGUUACGCUGUCUCUACCAACUUGUCUUCUGAUCACAUUUAUAUGAUGCGAUAAUGUGCUGUUUGCUACUUCUUGAUCUCCUCGUAAUUAAUUAUACGGAUGUUCUCUGUUUGAUUACCGAAAAAAAAUAUAUA
Messenger RNA from Brassica oleracea var. oleracea, 815 nucleotides. RefSeq names its product 21 kDa protein-like. The transcript has a single exon. Bases 48 to 680 code for a protein of 210 amino acids. NCBI's taxonomy places the organism in Eukaryota, Viridiplantae, Streptophyta, Magnoliopsida, Brassicales, Brassicaceae. Gene Ontology annotation, molecular function: enzyme inhibitor activity. The record is from RefSeq and is a predicted model, not a curated record. Gene Ontology annotation, biological process: negative regulation of catalytic activity.